CUGACAGACGUUCGGCAGUUACCGAGUUCUUUGAGCGUGUUUGGGCGCGCAUAGCGGCCUUCGGCUCGCGCGUAGCAGGGGUCAACCAGCCAGGCACAGAUGCCCUUUCGAAUCCGGAAACGUGCGCCCCCAGGGGCGGAUGAUGAAGAGAAGCCUCCAUCCGCGGAGUCCCGGAGGCCAAGGCCCCACAAACUGAUUGGCAUCAGACGCACCAAAGAAAAACUUCACUUGAAGUGUGGCUGGGACGGCUGCAAGUACUCCUCAAAGAAAAUGGAAUUGUUUAACAGUCAUGUUGGAGAACACGUGCCAGUGCUCAGCGCCGACGGCUCGGACUACGUGCGCUGCCGCUGGGAGGACUGUGACCACUACUCCAGCGACCAGCGCGAGCUGCGGCGUCACAUCCUAUACCACGCCUUUCACCGCAAGGUGACGGCCAUCGCGCGCAACGUGCAGCGCCGCAAUGACAUGCUGCCAUGCCAGCUGGCCAGCGGCGAGCUGCAUGUGAUGCCGGAGCUGUCCGACCCGUUCAGGUGUCUGUGGGAUGGCUGCGACACAGAGUUUGACGACCCGCAGGCCUACUAUUGGCACGUGGAGCACCACAUCGACUGCUACUACGAGCGUAGUGCCAAGGAUAACUCGCAAGCCAGCCUGAAGUGCCUCUGGCAAGACUGCAGCCUGACAGUGGCCAUACAGUACCGGCUGAAGGAGCACGUGCGCACCCACUCUCAGGAGAAAUGGGCCGCUUGUCCCAAGUGCGGCAACUUAUUCUCCUGCAACCAGAAGUUCUUCGACCACUGCAUCCGACAGGUGCCGGUCGAAGAUAUGCAGUACCAGUGCAGCCACUGUCUGAAGCGGUUUGCGACGGAGCGGCUGCUGCGGAACCACAUCCGCAACCACAUCAACAACUACCGCUGCACCGUGUGCGGCAUGACGUGUCCCAGCCCGGGCAGCCUCAACAAGCACAUUGCCUUCAGACACUCUGAGGCAGCGUCUUUCGCGUGCUCCAUCUGCUCGCGCGGGUUCAAAACGGACUGGGAUAGAAACAAGCACGAGCUCACGCACGACCCCAGCCGGCGCACCUACUGUCCGACCUGCCCAUACAGCACCGUCGAGCCCAGUAGGCUCAAGAUCCACAUGAAGACGAAGCACACCGGCGUGCCUCGCUCCUGGUACCGCUGCCACCUGUGCGACGCCAAGUACGGCAAGGGCCUGACGCUGACCCAGCACCUGAAGCGACGCCACCACCUGGCCGUGCCGCAGGGCCACGUCCGCUUCAACUACAAGCGCGACAAGGACGGCCAGUACCGGCUGCAGACGCUGCGCUACGAGUCGCUAGACGUGGCCGAACAGGUGCUGGGCGGGCCGGCCGAGCCAGCCGGCGCCGGCGCGGCCUCCGCCGAGCCGGACGUGCUGGCGCUGACGUGCGGCGAGGGAGAGGUGCCCGACACAAUCACCACCGACGACGGCCGCGAAUUGCGCCUGCCUGAGCGCGUACGCGUCGCGCUCGGCACCGGCGCGCGCGUGCUCGUUUGCGUCACUGGCGAACAGGUGCAGCUGCUGGCGCUGACCGACGCCUCCCAGGAGAUGGACGAUCCAGACGACCCAGACUCCGUGAUGAUGGUGGUGGAGGGCGGCACGGCGCCGCCAGCGGCUGCGGCCGGGCCGGCGGCGGCGCACUGACACCGACGCCGGCGGGUCUCGCGCCGGACGGAUACCACCGCCGUUGCCGCCGCCGUUAGAUAGGAUAUUGGGCAGGCUGGAGAGGCGGCGAUCUGGCGCCCGGAGGAUCUCGAAACGGCCCUUGGGUGGGCGUGUGACGCAGACGGUUUUGAUGAGAGUCCGCAGUGCUUGGCGUUUGGAGAAGCGCUAGUUACCUCAGGGUGAUUUUAACAGGCCUCUCACGACGUCGCUUGAGAGCGUGGCGCUGAGUAGGAGUGACCCGCUGUGUUCGUCUGCUCGUAUUUCGAAUUUAAUAAACAAAACAUUCUUGAGAACAGUAUUUAAUCAUUUUUUACGUACCUUGCGAGGAACCGUGCCGCGGCCGACUUCGGCAUCAACAUUCGCGAGCCACCUGCGGCUCACGAAUGGCAUUCGGCAUCAUCAUCGGCAUCAACAUUCGCGAGCCACCCGCGACCCAAUAAAAAUGAUCACAAGCCGGUCUUUCAUGCAGAGACACGCGUGUUUGUGGGUUCAUGGCUUCCUGCCAGCUGUCACGUUUUCGAACUCUUGGAUACCUUCUUGCCUGCGCUGACCUUGGGCGCGGAUGUAUGCAUGAUAACUGCGUGUGCAGUCGCAGGUGUAAUGUUCCUCCCGCGGCAGCCCAUUUAUCCGAUGGCGUUUAACCCCAGGCAGCCCUAGGUGCGAACAGUUUCGGCAGCCGCCUUUGGGCGGACAUGGGGCGGUACCGAAUCUGCCCGGAUGGAACGGUGCCGAAUGUGUGUGUAUGGAACGGUAUCGAAUGUUCGCGGAUGGAACGGCAAGAUGGGUUCCCGGACAGAAAGUCGAAUGGUAAAAAUCGACGGGGAUGGAAAUCGACAGGGUUGCAAGUCCAAUACGAGACAAGUGAUAACUGCCGGGGCAUAGAAAUGCAGUUGACAGUCAGAUAUAAACCGAAUACGUCGAAAGAAAGCAUCGCCAGGGAUAAAGCCAGCGCGGAUGAGCGGAAAGUACCAGUUAACCAUGUCAUUUAUAACAAAAGUCAUCAGGAUUGGCGCCUGGCAUGAAGGCGGCUCAGGCUGUGGUCAUAUCCAUUAA
This is a messenger RNA of Pollicipes pollicipes, 2754 nucleotides long. RefSeq names its product Histone H4 transcription factor (gene Hinfp). Gene Ontology annotation, molecular function: DNA-binding transcription factor activity, RNA polymerase II-specific; RNA polymerase II cis-regulatory region sequence-specific DNA binding. The coding region runs from base 100 to 1680 and encodes 526 amino acids. Lineage: Eukaryota; Metazoa; Arthropoda; Thecostraca; Pollicipedomorpha; Pollicipedidae. The record is from RefSeq and is a predicted model, not a curated record. Gene Ontology annotation, biological process: anatomical structure development; regulation of transcription by RNA polymerase II. The transcript has 11 exons.